AGCAUUGUGACCCGAUGAAUUUUAUUCAGUGAAAGAUGUUUCAUCAUGCUGAUAAAGGAGGCAAGAAAUCUGCGUUUGGACAUCCUGUCUGCGGGCAGAUUAUUCUCUCCAUCAUCCUCCUCCGCCCUCCUUUACUGGUCACCGCCUUCCCGGUUAACACAGUAGAGGAGCAGAUCUGCAAGGAUCCUGGUUUUCCAGAGCAUGGCAUCAGAACUCCAAGCAUCGGGAAGUUUUUUGAAAACUCAGUGGCCAGGUUCUCUUGUGCAGAUGGUUUUAGUUUAAAGGGGCCAGCCAAGAUUAUCUGCACGCGCUUCUAUAAUGGAUCGUUAGGCUGGAAACCAAGCCUUAAACCAGUGUGCCUUUCAGAAGAUUGUCUUCCUCCAUUCAUCGAGGACGCUGAUGUCACAAAUAGGACAUACAGGCCUGGUGACAGCCUCAUUAUUAGCUGUCAUGAGGGAUUUCAGAUCCGAUAUCCUGACACAGAAACUAUGGAAUCAGUCUGUCAGGCGGAUGGGACAUGGGAUAAUCAGCCAACCUGUCAAGGCUGCCUGCGACCGCUAAUACCGCCACACAGCUACAUGAACAUCUCGGAAACUAAGUUCUCUGUGCCUGUUGGAACUGUUGUCCACUAUCAGUGCUUUCCUGGAUACAAAUUGGAGGGACCUGAACUUCUGGAAUGCAUGUAUAACCUCAUCUGGUCAGAUACGCCACCCCGGUGCCUUGAUGUUGAGGCAUGCUCUUUACCGCCAAUGAUAGAACAUGGAGAUUACACGUGCCACCCUCAUCCAUGUGACCGAUACAUUCACGGGACGGUCGUGGAGUACUACUGUUAUCCUGGCUACUCUCUAGCGAAUGACUACAAGUACAUCACCUGCCAGUAUGGCCAGUGGUUUCCACAAAUGCAGCUCUACUGCGUCAAAGAUGAAACAACCUGGCCUGGUUUCCAGGAUUCUCUACUGACCACAUGGAAAGUCGUGGCUUGUACGGCCACUAGUGUGCUGCUAGCCCUGCUCUUGGUCAUCACGGCCAAGAUGUUUCACUACAAAUGCAAAUCACAGCAAAGUCCAAGCGAUGAACCAGAUGAAAGUCGGGAUCCAAACAUCUUGGUUGUGGAUGGAGUCGCCGUACCUCUUCCCUCCUAUGAAGAAGCUAUAAGUGGCAAUUACUGUCAACCCCCAAACGAUCUGCCUCCUGAUGGUCUGGAGAGCGCUCAGCAUUCAGAAGAACAGAACCCGCCUUCAUAUCCCGGACAUACGGGAAGCCAAAACAGUGUGCCGCUGGACACCGGUGAUGUCGAGAACUGCGACAGCCUCUCAGACACAUCAGAAUGCCUUCAAGGCCUACAGCCAUCUUCAUCUCAUCCCGGUGGACUCAACAUGUCUGAGAAAACCAAUGCCAUCACCUCCAUGGAGGAAACCGCAUCCACGAGCCCCAGUAUAGACAUUGCAGACGAAAUUCCUCUGGUGGAGGAUGGAGAAGAGGACUGCUGAUUCUUCACUUUAACUGAAAAUGGGAUACUUGAGAUCGUUCGACUCCACUUUUUAUUAUUUCAUUAUUUUUUUCUGAUUUACAAACUAAUUAUUGCUCAUUUGAAAUGGCUGCACAUCAAUAUUUAAUGAACAGCACACCAGGGCAGGAUAGGCAAUAAAAUAAAUAAAUAAUGAAUAAAGGGAACUAUGCAUUCGAUUCACGCAUUAUAUUAAUCUUAUUUGAUACACGGCAUUAAAUUAUUGUUCUUUUGACUCUCGCUUGGAAACUGUUGCUGCAGUUUUGGACAGCUUUCAAAAGGUACGGACUGUAAUGAUGAACUUUUCUUAAAUAAAGGACAAGGGAGCUUUA
Molecule: messenger RNA, 1839 nt
Organism: Danio rerio (zebrafish)
Lineage: Eukaryota; Metazoa; Chordata; Actinopteri; Cypriniformes; Danionidae
Gene: susd4
Product: sushi domain containing 4
Biological process (GO): regulation of complement activation
Cellular component (GO): membrane
Source: RefSeq, marked validated